CGAUAAAAAACCUGCACUUUCAAUAGUAGUUAUUCUCCUCCAACGAGUCUCGCUAUGCGAUUCGCUUGUGGUCAUCUCCUAGGCCUUGGAUCAAUUAGGAACGAUUUGGUCCGCGGGUUGCGGUCUGAAAGGAUAGUUUGCGUGUUUUUUCCUCCGUGUCUUACGCGCUGAUGUCGGGCGGAUAAAAUAUAGUGUGAAGAACACAACCAAUGCUUCAUUCAGUUGGCGCUCUGCCAUUGCUACAGAUGCAAAGUAGUGGACUCAAGAUUUGCAAAUCAGUUACUGGAAUCGCUUCGGAAGCAUGGGAAGUUCAAUAGCGCUGUCGUGUUUUGGUCUCUUAGUCGUGUGGCCUCCGCUCAUGGUCAACGGCUUUGAUCUUCUGGUUCACUAUAACAUGAGUGAAUACUGGCAAAUGCCUGCCUUGUUUGAGUACGAGAGUUUCGAGAGCUGCCUUAGAUCGAAUCCUGAUGGGAUUUUCUGUGUCGUGAAAAGUGUUGUGAAAGCUGACCAUAGAUCGCAAAUUUGGAGGACGAUAGAAAAAUACUCCAGAUAUCCUUAUCAGUAUCAUCAUAAUGUGCUCACCCGUGGAAUCUGUUUGGAGCGAUGUGAAGAAGUGGUAAACGCACUCAGUGAACAACAAAGGUUACGCUUUCUGGAACCGAAAUUUCCCGUGGAUUUCAAGUAUAUCAUUAAUGAUUGGUUAUUACCCAACAUUGAAAGCUACAGAGACCAGUAUGGAUCGCUGGUCAACAUUUGCCAAAAUUAUCGAUUGUUUUCCAGUUAUAACCUCACAGCUUAUACAGAGAUUGAACAUUGCACAACAAACAACAGUCUUCAUAGAGAGACAGAUUUUUGGGAUCGAUUUUUCUUCGGCACCGUAGUUUUGAUUAUUAUAAUUGCAAUUGCAUCCACCAUUUAUGACGCAAAGCUGGCAGGAGAGGAAGACGAAAAUCACUAUCGUUCACCAUUACAGAACAAAUCCAACACUUUGCUCACUGCAUUCUCUCUGCGAAGGAACGUGAACCGUUUGACGAUGAAAUUGAAGACUGAUAAAGUCCAACAAGAUUUCCGAUUCCUGGAAGCCAUUCGCGUAUUCAUAUUGACCACUAUCACAUUCUCCCACGUCGUUAUCGGGUUGGGCAUGACGACCACGCAGAAUCCGGAGAUGUUGGAGCGGAUGCUCUCCAGACCAGGACUUCAAAUGUUCCUCUCCAUGGUUCCUUUUCAAGUUGACAUGUUUUUUGCCAUCAGUGGACUGUUACUAACGGUACACUUCAUGAGAACCACUGAAAGCAAGCGUUUCAACUUCAAACCAUUGUGGAUGGGAGUGGCUAAUCGCUAUCUGAGGUCCCUUCCGGUGUAUGGAAUGGUAAUGGUUUUUGCAGUUUCGGUGUUCGACCGGCUGCAGAUAAGCCCGUCCGCCUAUAAAAUUAUGCCAAUGGUGAGGACAAUUUGCAGGAAAAAAUGGUGGAUGAAUUUGCUCUUCAUCAAUAAUUAUUAUAAGCCGGAGGAGCAGUGUCUAAUCCAUACUUGGUAUCUGGCGGCGGACUUUCAGCUCUUCAUUGUUGGCUUAGUGGUCCUGAUGAUACUCUGGAAAUAUCCGACCAUACUGCGGCAGGUAGUUGUCUUGCUUCUGGCCGCCGGAUUCCUUCUUCCAGUGUUGAACAUCUACUUCAAUUCCGGAGACGCAAUAAUGCUGCUGACAAAUAAAGGCAACGCUUUCCAGCUGUGGUACGACAAAUGGUUCACCCGCACGUACCAGGCGACGGAAACUCACUGUAUCAGUUACUUCGGAGGAAUGUUGGUGGGGAUUAUCUAUCACAAAAUGCAAUCCGAUGAUCUGCUGCUGGCGAAAUCAAAGCUCUACAAAACGCUGCAGUACAUAGUUUUCCCGUUGACAGUAGCCUUCUGUCUACCGGCACCACUUUUCCAUCUCUACAGUUUCAGUAAACCUUCAGUCUGGAUGUCACUGUACGCAGGAAUCCAGCGGUUGGUGAUAGCUGCCUUCGUGAAUACUACCUUUUUGGUGCUAAUGUUCGCCGAACGGGAUUCGUUCUUCGGAAGACUUCGGUCAUCUAAACUAUUGGAGAAUGCAUUCUAUAGAGUGCUUGGGAGGCUUGGUUUUGGGUUCUAUCUCAUCCAUAUGACCGUGCUGAAAACGGUCUACGGGAAUCAGCAUGAGGCCUUGAGAGGAUCUAUGGGUCUGGUGAUCACAGUUUUUUGUUCUGGAACAAUGAUAACAUACGUUCUCGCGGCAUUUGUAUAUAUCCUGGUGGAAAAACCAUUUGACGUAAUUCUUAAACAAUUAUUCGGUACGGGGAAUACCAAGAGGCAAGAGAGAGAAGUGUCCACAAUUACAUUGGAUAACAGCCUUAAUCGCAUUGAGAGACUCGGUAGCGGCAAGCGACGAAAUUCAACAACGCUUCCAGCACAUUGACCGUAGAGAAUUUUUUUUUUAAAUUUAAAAACCGAACAUCUUGACCUACCGAUAGCUUUAACAAAUCGCUUGAGUGAAUGUUACAUCACAUUAAAUUAUGACACAAAAACAUUUUUACACUUUGCUCUUUGCCAUUGAGAUAUGUUAAAUUAACAUUGGGUGCAUCGCGCAUUUCAAAUUGUAUUAUAAUUUAGUUCUCUGAUACAAUAAACCGUGUGAAUGUAUGGAUUUU
Molecule: messenger RNA, 2669 nt
Organism: Toxorhynchites rutilus septentrionalis
Lineage: Eukaryota; Metazoa; Arthropoda; Insecta; Diptera; Culicidae
Product: nose resistant to fluoxetine protein 6-like
Exons: 13
Coding region: 302-2437 (711 amino acids)
Molecular function (GO): acyltransferase activity, transferring groups other than amino-acyl groups
Source: RefSeq, a predicted model, not a curated record